AAGCCGGGGAAAGUGAUCGUGUAGGGGGGAGGGGUGUCCCGUCGGCAGGCAGGCAGGCACACAGACAGCAGGCAGCAGCUGCGGCGACAGCACCCCGGCACCGUUACACCGCGAUCAGACAUCCACAGUCCGACUCCCCAGCCACGACAGGCACCGCGGGCAGCACCACAACCGGCCACUAAAAUGGUAGACCGCGAGCAAUUGGUGCAGAAAGCCAGGCUGGCCGAGCAGGCGGAGAGAUAUGACGAUAUGGCAGCUGCCAUGAAGUCGGUCACAGAGCUCAAUGAAGCGCUCUCCAACGAGGAGAGGAACCUCCUGUCUGUGGCCUACAAGAACGUGGUCGGGGCGAGACGCUCGUCCUGGCGUGUCAUCUCCAGCAUCGAGCAGAAGACGUCAGCUGACGGCAACGAGAAGAAGAUCGAGAUGGUGCGGGCCUACCGGGAAAAGAUUGAGAAGGAGCUGGAGGCCGUCUGCCAGGACGUGCUCAACCUCCUUGACAACUUCCUGAUCAAGAACUGCAACGAGACGCAGCAUGAGAGCAAAGUGUUCUACCUGAAGAUGAAGGGUGACUACUACCGUUACUUGGCCGAGGUCGCCACGGGGGAGAAGAGAGCCUCUGUAGUGGAGUCCUCUGAGAAGUCCUACAGCGAGGCCCACGAGAUCAGCAAGGAGCACAUGCAGCCCACCCACCCCAUUCGUCUGGGCCUGGCUCUUAACUACUCCGUCUUUUACUACGAGAUCCAGAACGCCCCCGAGCAGGCGUGCCACCUGGCUAAGACCGCCUUUGACGACGCCAUCGCCGAGCUGGACACCCUCAACGAGGACUCCUACAAAGACUCCACUCUCAUCAUGCAGCUGCUACGAGACAACUUGACGCUGUGGACGAGCGACCAGCAGGACGAUGAAGGAGGCGAGGGCAACAAUUAAAAAGUCCAAAACCUCAUUCUGCCAAAUCGACACAACACGCGCGCUCACAAAUGAUGACAAAACUAGUAAUUGUUAAAAAGUUCUUUAAUUAAAAAAGAGAAACACACAAAAAAUGGUAGGGUUGGGUGGGGGUGGUGGAACAUCGGCCGUCAUUUAAACCGAUGGUACCGAUGUGGCUGCUGUUCAUUAUUUUUCCACAACUUAAAAGCAAAAAAAUAGGAGGAUGGAAGAAGUGUUUAAUUUGAGAAACACGCUAUGAUCAUUAAAAGAUAAAGAAGAAGAAAAAAACACCCAAGAAUGAAACACCCUCCAUGACAGCCUCUGCAGCAUUUGCCAGAAAACCGACUUAGGUCACAAGAGGUACGUCGUCCAUCGUGGUGUGAGUAACAGGGAAACAGUGACCUUCACACCCCCCCAAAGACCGAUCUAAUCGUGCAAAUGAGGCUGAGCUGUCUUAAUGUAUUUGGCGAGGGUGGGCGGGGGGGGGGGGGCAUUCAGAUAUUUACUUCUUAAUGCUUGAGCAGCAAGAAAAUUAGCGCAGCCUUGAAUGUCAUGGCCUUGCUUAGUGCGAGAGACAGGGAGUGAGAGUGAGUGAGAGAGUAGAUGGGAUCCAGGGAGGAACGUGUUAGACCUCGUGGCGUAACUUCAGAGAGACGUACCAACAUCUUCAGUCGCUCCUCACCCGUGAUGGUAGAGUGAAAGGUUCUUUCUGUGAUUGAAGACAUGGGGGGGAGGAAAAAGGUUUUUGUUUGUUUGCUUUGUGUCGGGUAUGUGUCCAGCUCAGUCACACACUCAUACUGUAACUAAAACCGCAAACUCAUACAGUAAAAAAAAAAAACACACACACACAAAAGAAAAACAUAGUGCAGCUUGUCCCUCUCAUGUGCUGAUGUGCUUUCUUAAAUAAAUUACCUGUUUUUUGGACACCUAACUCUUAUUGUCCGUAUUGUCAUUACUGUAACAUCUCGGAUUGGCUCCUUUUUGCUUGUGGGGAUACAAUUUGAUCCAGACGAACAAAGCAAAAUCAAAAGAACACUGACUGAAAAUCCAUCUCCAGGUAACGCGGUCUUUGCUAGACAUCGACAAGAUCCCUGAAAAGCCACAGCCGGAACCGCAGACCUAAGUAACGAACUAAUUCAACAGCAGAGCACACGCAUUGAUAAAGUGGAAGCUGUACGAGAAGAUUUGAAGUUUGUGGAUUAACGUUUUCAGUUUCUUCUUGGUCAAGAAAAUGCACUUGCCUACUAUACUGUCUCUUCAGUGUGAGAUGAUAACCGCUCCAAUAUUCUCCAUAAAACAAUAUUGUGCAUGCUGGUGAUGUAUUUAUACAGUAGCUUCGAUUUAUUAACUUAUACUGUAGAUGUUAUGUAUUCAUAUGAACCUGGAAUUAUUAGACAUUAAUCAGAUUAUUUUCUAUUUAUUUCCUUUUUGUUAUGAUUGUUAGCUAGACCUUCUUUUAAUCUGUGUUUUCUUUACUCCAUUCGCUGAAGUGCGCUAUACCAAAACCGUGAUUGUUAACAAUAAAUUGAUCUGUUAAGGACA
Fundulus heteroclitus (mummichog) is the source of this 2469-nucleotide messenger RNA. RefSeq names its product 3-monooxygenase/tryptophan 5-monooxygenase activation protein, gamma polypeptide 1 (gene ywhag1). Gene Ontology annotation, molecular function: protein kinase C binding. Gene Ontology annotation, biological process: signal transduction. Bases 184 to 927 code for a protein of 247 amino acids. Lineage: Eukaryota; Metazoa; Chordata; Actinopteri; Cyprinodontiformes; Fundulidae. The record is from RefSeq and is a predicted model, not a curated record. The transcript has 2 exons. Gene Ontology annotation, cellular component: cytoplasm.